AUGGCCGGCAGAGACCACGAUGCCCGAAGACUGGCGAAUCCAACAAUACACCGAAGCCCUCAAACCCUACAUCGAGAGACGCUGAAGAGUUCCAUAGAGCCCAGUCCAACCCACAGACAACCAUGGUUCCGCAAGACGUGUACGCCGAACUCAGCCGCAGGAUAUUCCGGAUCUGGCUCCCGGAUGAUGUGGGUGGAAGGCCCGGACUCCCCUGGCAAUCCUUUCCUUUCCCAGGCCGCCCUGAAAGCCGUCGAUGGAGUCAUGAACGCCGGAAUCCCCUGCAUUUCGUACUUUUGCAAGUCCCGAUAUAGCUUCGCCGGCAGUGGCAGAAGCGGGAGCAAGUCAGCAUUAUCCCAUAGAGACGCGGCAGUCGUAUGCCUCCUCUACUCCAUCAUCCGCCAACUUGCCUGGGUGCUUCCCAGAGAAGGCUUCAAAGCGGGCAAGAACCUUGACGGUGACCAAUUCGCAAAGCUCAACGGGACCUUGCACAGCCUUCCCACCGCGUUGAACAUCAUCAAGGCACUCCUCGAAUACACACCGCCUGUAAUAAGUUGGGUCAUUGAUGGGCUGCAGUUCACAGGGGACAAGGAGAGCAUGGGAAAACUUUGGAAUUUGAUAACUCUCCUGCGCGAGCACAUGCAGGAUUCGAGACGGGUGUCCAAGACUCUGUUCACAACUGAUGGCCGGAAUCAAGUGCUGGUGCGCGGCACAACGGCGCGGGAGAGGGUGGAUGCAUUGGGGCUGGUUCGUGCGAGGGGAGGAAAAGCUUUUCCGGGUGCAGUUUACAUGUAA
Molecule: messenger RNA, 792 nt
Organism: Podospora anserina S mat+
Lineage: Eukaryota; Fungi; Ascomycota; Sordariomycetes; Sordariales; Podosporaceae
Exons: 1
Coding region: 1-792 (263 amino acids)
Source: RefSeq, a predicted model, not a curated record